CACAUAAACGAUAAUCCCCAUAUUUUUUUGGUCUGUCAGAUAACAAAUCUAUUUUCAAUUCUACUGAUUUACUAUAGCCUAACUCGAGUGUAUCGGUUGCAAAACAUUUACUGAAACUAGGUAAAAGGUCAUACAACUUAUUUCUAUCAUUUUCUAACAAAUCCCCACAAUUUAUGUUGCCCAUUUGUAACUAUAGAGUGCUGAGUUCAUUGCCUUCUUCUAUGAUUGGAAAUUUACUCCAUAGCAUAGCUUGAAUCCUUUUGUUAAAAUUUGCCCUUUUUCCGAACAUAUAGGUCUAUUACCCCAAUUUAUUACAUUUAAAGUUUGAACUGCAACACUAACAAUGCAUCUUUGUAUAGAACAAUUUUGGGAACAAGUAAAUAGCUGGCCACUUAUAAUGACAAUAUCUUGGGUAUUAUCUAAAGCAAUCAAUAUUCUCUUAGAACUUAGAGCAGGAAUAUGUACAUGCUCGAAAACUUCAAUAGGCAAUUUUUCUAUUUUAUGUAGGAAACUAAACAUUACUAACAAAUUAUUUCCAGCUGGUUUUAAUUACACAUGUCCACCUAUGAUAUUCAAAAUCACAUUUUUGCUAUUUAUAAUCGGUUGUCCAAUAAUAACAUCAACUGGGGACAUAUCAACAUUCACAAAUACCAAAGACGUACUCAUAAAAAUCUUGCCAAUAGAUAUCUCUACCUGACUGGAUCCUUCUGGCACUAUGUGGGAGCCACUGAAAUUCCUUAUGUCAAUAUACCCAUUGAAAUUUUGACCAUUGAUUUCUACGGCUAUAUUAUAAAAGGAAUUGGACACUUGCCUUUGCAAAAUUCUGACAUUCUUAAGGCUUUCCUCGUUCCUUAGUCCAGCAGUUUUCAGCUAGGUGUCCCCUUUUUUCGCA
Molecule: messenger RNA, 892 nt
Organism: Acanthoscelides obtectus
Lineage: Eukaryota; Metazoa; Arthropoda; Insecta; Coleoptera; Chrysomelidae
Source: the annotation of a GenBank genome assembly